UCUCUCUCAUAUCCAUUUAUCUCUCUCUCUAUUUGGGUCUUCGUUUUUCUGCUCUUUAUUCUUCGUUCACCCUUUGAUCUCUAAUGCUACAAAGCUCCGACAUUGGCACGACCAUGUGUUUGGUUCUAUAAAUUGUACAAACUAAUAGAGGAUACUCUCUUUCAUCCCUUGGUCCCAAAAGAACAUGUUCAUGUGAUCUGUGUUGUGUCUCUCACGUUGUUGGGUUUUCCUGAGUGUUGGCUUUUUUCUUGGAUCAAGUGCAAACCACGUUUGGAAUAGCUGUUUCUUGCUGUGUGAUCUUCUGGGGUUGUUUAAAAAAUGGAUUUUCUGUCGGCUGUGGCAGUUUUCUUUUAAAAAAGUUUUCUUCUUUGGGAAACUUGUGGUAAAGGACAAAUCUUUAAGCUCUUGUUUGGUUUUGGGGUGAUUGGGAGAUUUGUGUUAUGGGACAAGGAUGGCACAAGGGACUAAUUGCACGUCUCAAACAACUAUAUUGAGUGGUCGUUAUGCCAUGGAGGAUCAGAAUGGUGAUACUGUGGGGAAUUUAAAUCAAAAUAUUGGGAAACCUCCAAGGGAUCAUUCGGUUAUGCGCCAUUGCAGCAGCUCUUCAUGGUUGGCUGAAUCGGUUAGUAUAAUGAAAUCCCAUGUUGAAUCAAAUAUUGAUAUUAUUGGCUUGAAAUCAAGCACAGAAGAAAAAUCUGAGUUUUCACCUAUAUUGCGGUCUGGAAGCAGCUCUGAUAAAGGACCAAAGCAGUACAUGGAGGAUGAGUUCAUAUGUGCUGAUACUCUUCAUGAAUGUGUUGGUCCAAAAGAGGACCUUCCUUCUCCAGCAGCAUUGUAUGGGGUAUUCGAUGGACAUGGUGGUAUUGAUGCAGCAUCAUUCACCAGAAAGAACAUCCUUAAGUUUAUAAUCGAAGAUUCCAAUUUUCCAUCUGGCCUUAAGAAAGCUGUUAAGAGUGCAUUUGUGAAGGCUGAUCUUACAUUAAGAGAUGCUAGUGCUCUUGAUAGUUCUUCAGGCACCACCGCUCUAGUAGCCAUUGUGUUGGGAAGGGCCAUGCUAAUUGCCAAUGCUGGGGAUUCUCGUGCUGUAUUGAGCAAACGAGGAAGAGCCAUUGAACUUUCUAAAGACCAUAAACCAAAUUGCACUUCCGAAAGAUUAAGAAUUGAGAAACUGGGUGGUGUGAUCUAUGAUGGAUACCUCAAUGGCCAAUUAUCAGUGGCUCGUGCUCUUGGAGAUUGGCACAUAAAAGGUUCAAAGGGGUCUAAAAGUCCCUUAAGCUCUGAGCCUGAGCUGGAGGAGAUUGUGUUGACAGAAGAAGAUGAGUUUUUUAUAAUGGGUUGUGAUGGAUUAUGGGAUGUGAUGAGUAGCCAGUGUGCUGUUACAAUGGUGAGGAGGGAACUCAUGCAGCAUAAUGAUCCCACAACAUGUGCAAAGGCACUUGUUACUGAGGCCCUCCAACGCAACACAUGUGACAAUCUUACAGUUGUUGUGGUAUGUUUCUCUAAAGAUCCACCUCCUAAAAUUGAAAUUCCUAGAUCACAUAGGAGGAGGAGUAUUUCAGCUGAAGGCCUUGAUCUUCUCAAGGGUGUCUUGAAUGGGAGAUGAAUAAAACUUGUUAGUGAUUUGUACAGAUUGAGUUGAGUGUUCAUAAAAUAUGUGGGGAUUUUUCUGACUAACUGCUAUCCCUGCUGCUGCCUUUGAAGAUUGUUGUUUGCUUAAAUGUCAAUCAUAUAAUGUUUCACAACUUGAAUUUGGAAGUACCAAUCAGAUUCAGAGCCUUCUUCACUUGUAUUGUACUAUAUGAUUAUUACAAGAACUAUAUCACCCAGCUUCCUUUAGACAUUCUUUAGGCCUUGUAUACACAGCAAGCUUCUCAAGUCCAAUUUUUGAGAAACGGCUCGUCAAUAAGUCUCCUUCUGCCAGUUUUCUCAUUUUCUAUGGUGAGAAGGGAUACAAAUAUACAACAGAAACUUUCAUUCACAGGUGAAAAGAACUAUGAAGUAAAUGUUUUGUAUUUUUUUUUUCCUUUUAUUAAUUUAUCUUUUUCAUCUUUUUUGAGCCAUUGUAAAUUUGUAAGAAAUAUUCACCUUUUUAUUUA
Gastrolobium bilobum is the source of this 2096-nucleotide messenger RNA. RefSeq names its product probable protein phosphatase 2C 47. Gene Ontology annotation, molecular function: cation binding; protein serine/threonine phosphatase activity. Bases 452 to 1603 code for a protein of 383 amino acids. The transcript is spliced from 4 exons. NCBI's taxonomy places the organism in Eukaryota, Viridiplantae, Streptophyta, Magnoliopsida, Fabales, Fabaceae. The record is from RefSeq and is a predicted model, not a curated record. Gene Ontology annotation, biological process: protein dephosphorylation.